Ceraceosorus bombacis is the source of this 499-nucleotide messenger RNA. The record is from the annotation of a GenBank genome assembly. Lineage: Eukaryota; Fungi; Basidiomycota; Exobasidiomycetes; Ceraceosorales; Ceraceosoraceae.
AUGAACAACAACCGACCUCACAAACAGUCCAUGUCGGAGCUCAAGCUGAGGAGGUUGGCUGAGCACAAUCAGAGGUUGAGAGAGGAUCUGGACAGACCUCGUGUCAGAGUCAGCGAAGCUAGUGCAAGGUGAGUUGUGCGCUCUCAUGUCGAGCAAGCAAGCUACUGAGUAUGGCCGCGUCGUGAGGGGUGGGCACACCGGUGCGAAGUUGGGAGCGAGAGGUGUUGCAGCGCUUGGCUAGGCUACAGCGAGUGAUAUCGUUGGGCCUCGCACCGCAUUGCGAAGCUUCGAGCUCGCGUAUUUGUGCUUCUGAAAUGCGCCGUGUAUGCUCACCGUCGUGCUCCCUCGCCCUUUCAUUCUCCCUGGUCACACACGCAGCUUGAUCCGUUACUGCAAAUCGACUCGCGACUGCCUUGUCCCAUCGGUAUGGGGCACAUUGGACAAGAAGGAGGACCCUUACGCUCCUGGCGGUGGAGGUUGCAACUGCGUCGUGCUCUAA